Ilyonectria robusta is the source of this 2673-nucleotide messenger RNA. RefSeq lists its product as uncharacterized. Gene Ontology annotation, molecular function: protein binding; histone H3K36 methyltransferase activity. The coding region runs from base 1 to 2673 and encodes 890 amino acids. Gene Ontology annotation, cellular component: nucleus; chromatin; chromosome. The record is from RefSeq and is a predicted model, not a curated record. The transcript has 3 exons. Lineage: Eukaryota; Fungi; Ascomycota; Sordariomycetes; Hypocreales; Nectriaceae. Gene Ontology annotation, biological process: regulation of DNA-templated transcription.
AUGGGGGAAAUCAAGCUAGAGGAGGGCGGCGCGAACGGCGCGCGCCUGAAGCAGGAGAGGAGCGCUUCCAUUCCGACUCCCAACGACAGCCACGAUGGUUCCCAGUCCCCAGCGCUGUCGCAGGAGGGUGUCAAAUCACGCAGCGGCAGCGCCGAGACGCCAUCCUCGACUAAGGCUGCUGCGCUGUCGCGAAAGGCGUCACAGAAACUGGCGGCCAAGCGCGAACACGUCCUCUACAGCCAACUCCCCGACGUCACCGCCGAAUCCCGCAAGGCCUUUCAGCUCAUUCCCGAUUGUCUCUACGGCUCGAAGCACCUCGGAUCCACAGACAACGAUGCCUUGGACUGUGAUUGCCGAGACGACUGGCGCAAUGGCGAAAAUUUUGCCUGUGGCGAGGAUUCAGACUGCAUCAACCGAGCAACCAAGAUGGAGUGCAGUGGCGAUGCUGGAAAUUGCGGUGGCGGUUGCCAGAACCAGCGAUUCCAGCGCAAGCAGUAUGCCAGUGUUUCGGUCAUCAAGACUGAGAAGAAGGGAUUCGGCCUUCGCACAGAUUCAGAUCUGCAGGCUAAUGACUUCGUGUUUGAGUAUAUUGGCGAGGUUAUCAAUGAGCCCACCUUCCGCCGACGAAUGUUGCAGUACGACGAUGAGGGCAUCAAGCAUUUUUACUUCAUGUCGCUGAACAAGAGCGAAUUCGUUGAUGCGACUAAGAAGGGCAACCUCGGUCGUUUCUGCAACCAUUCCUGCAACCCAAAUUGCUACGUGGACAAGUGGGUGGUUGGCGACAAGCUUCGCAUGGGCAUCUUCACUUCGCGCAAAGUCCAAGCUGGUGAGGAGCUUGUCUUCAACUACAAUGUCGAUCGAUAUGGCGCGGAUCCUCAACCUUGCUACUGCGGAGAACCAAAUUGCGUUGGAUUUAUUGGUGGCAAGACCCAGACCGAGCGUGCCACCAAACUCCCAGCAGCGACUGUUGAAGCACUCGGCAUUGACGGUGGCGACGGUUGGGAUACCUCAGUUGCCAAGAAGCCCCGGAGAAAGAGGCCUGAGGAAGAGGAUGAGGAGUAUGUCAACAGCAUACAACCACGCAGCCUGGACGAAGAGGAUGCUCGAAAGGUCAUGGCCGCCCUCAUGCAGUGCAAGGAGAAAUGGAUCGCCGUCAAGUUGCUUGAGCGUAUCGAGCAGUGUGAUGACGAUCGCGUCAUGCAUGUCGUGAUGCGGAUGCAUGCCUACCAAAUUCUCAGAACCACCCUCAAUACUUUUAUUGAUGACCACAACGUGGUCCUUCAGCUCUUGUCGAUUCUUGACAAGUUCCCGCGCUUGACAAGGAACAAGAUUCAGGACUCCAAGAUCGAGGCAACAGUUGAAGGACUGACCCACUCUGAACAUGAAGAUGUGUCGAGUAAAUCCAAGAAGCUCCUAGACGAAUGGAGCAAACUGGAGGUCGCAUACCGGAUACGACGGCGCAAGUUUGACCCAAAUGCGCCGGCCGCAACGUUUGAAGAUCGCCGUGGACAAGGACGAGAAGAAGAACCUGUCCAGUCGACGUCGAAAACAGCAUCGCCCCGGACAAUUGAUGCGCCCAAGGGACCUCGGAACACGGUGCCCCAGAGGAACAAUGCCUUCUUUAACAACGGUGUACGGCCGCGUCGCCAAAAUUUCAAUGCUCCUCUGCCUCACGGUUGGUUCACUGCGAAGGACGCAGGAGGUAAUGCCUACUUCUACACCAAGCAAGGAACUACAACAUGGCAGAAGCCAACGCAUCCGGCGCCUGACAACACCCCAAAGGCGCCCUCCAAGGCUAUGCAGGAGCAGCUCAUGAUCCAGAGUAUCAUCGAUCGGGUUACCAAGGAGAGUACUCCUAAACAACCCGCUUCUCUGACGCCGAAGGCUGCGGAAACGCCCGUGAAAGAUUCCAAGAAGGAAAAAUGGAGAGCCCUCCCCAUCGAAAAGCAGAUGAAGAUCUACGAGAAUACACUGUUCCCUCAUAUCAAACAUGUCCUGGAUAAGUUUCAUCAUAAACUUCCCAGAGAAGAGCUGAAGCGCCUCGGUAAGGACGUUGCAAAAAAGCUUGUUGCCUCCGAUUAUAAGAACGAGAGAGUUGGAGACCCGAGUGCAGCCCUCAGCGACAAGCAAGCCAACAAGAUGAAGAAAUAUGUCAAAGACUUCCUCGAUCGGGCGCUGGAGAAGUACACCGAACACCAGCAACGGAAAGUUGCCCGGGAGACGCAGAAGCCGGUAAGAGAUCACCGGGCACCACGUGGAACUGCGAGGCUCGAUGAUGUUGCCGGUGAUUCGUUUGAUUCCCUCCAAUCUAAAGCGGAUGAUGGAGAAGACAUCGUCUUGUCUGAUAAUGAGGCCCUUGAAACUUCGGGGAGCCCAGACCGUAAGCGGAAACGGGAAGCAGAAGUGGUAGACUCUCCAAGUCUUACACCUUCAGAUGGCCCGUUGACGAAGCGACCAAGGGAAGACGAGUUGGACGACACUAGCCCUCCACCGCCACCGCCGCCGCCUCCGGAGUCUGAUAUGGAGGAUGUGAUGGGUGCAGAGCAACAGGCUCUUCGCGAACAGGAGGAAGCACUCAUGCGGGAAAAUGAGGAAGCGCAACGACUGGAAGAUGAAGCCAAUAGGUCGAAGGGCAUGGACAACGCCCUGGCCGAGAGAUCGAAUUCGAGCUGA